This is a messenger RNA of Lachancea fermentati, 2007 nucleotides long. The record is from the annotation of a GenBank genome assembly. Lineage: Eukaryota; Fungi; Ascomycota; Saccharomycetes; Saccharomycetales; Saccharomycetaceae.
AUGAUCAUUGGCAAGCAAGUUUUUCUGGCGGUGUGCACGCUGUUUCUGUUCACAGCGUUCAUUUUGACAAUUGUGGCAACGGCUGGCUCGUCGUCUAACUACUCACCUAUCAAUAAGGUGUAUCUGGGCGAGGCAGAUCUGUCGCACAUUAACGUGACCAAAGUGGUGCCCGCGACGGCGCCCAUCCUAACCGUGUUGGCGCAGAUCAUGGGCGCGCCCAACGCAUCCUACCCCAGAAUCUUCAACGCGCUCAAAAGUGCGUCGCAAACCGCGGCUUUGAAACCUCUCUUGGGCCUUCUCGCCGACUCCAGCAACGUGACUUCGACGGUGGGCGCGCUGACAGUGCUCGCGCCUCUUGCGGCCCAGGGCAACAGCGCACAGCUCCAGGAGGUGGGUGAACUCAUUGAGAACUCGAACAACGUGUCUGCCACCUUGGGAGGCCUCGGUAUGCUGCUCGAGACCGCAAACUCCACGGACGCCAGCUCCGAGGCGCUUGUGUUCGAACUUUUGGAGGACUCCAACAACGCUACCGAAACCGUUCAGUCGCUUUACACUUUGAACAACAUGUCUUUGGCGGAAAAGGCGCAGCUGGCGCCUGUCUUUGCCAUCUUCAACGACUCUUCCAACGCCACUGCGACUUUAUACGCCCUGGGCACUUUGAUGACCACCAACAUCUCCAGUUCCAUGGCGUCGAGCCUCAUGUCGUUGUUGGAAAACAGCGCUAGUCCAGCCAGCGCGCUUGAGCAAUUGGCGGGCUCUUUGCCAGCUUCCAUGAAUGCAUCCGUCACCGCAUUAGAAACGUUACUUUCAAGCUCUAACAAUGUGAACGGCACUAUCACUGUUUUGGGAGAGUUGCUCGAACAAAAUGUCACUACUUCCCCAUCUGCACAAGCUGCGUUUGGAGCCUUGACGGUGAUGCUAAUGGAAGCUAACAACAAGACUCUUGUAAUUGAUUCUGUUGCCACUUUGGCCACUUCGAGCGGUUCCUCCACCACUGCCCAACUGGGCGGGUUGGAGAGCUUGCUAAGUGCUUCUGAAAAUACCACCGAGACUUUGAGCAUUUUGGAAGAGGUGCAGUCUAGCAACAGUUCGAGCACGGGUUCCACCGCCAUCACUGCCUUGUACUCUUUGAUUGGCAAUUCUACCAACUCUACUGGCACUUUGAUGUCAUUGCUAGAGUUGACCAGUGCAGUCCAGGCCAAUAGCACUGCUUUCAUUCCACUACUCCAAGUAUUGGGUACUGCCAGUUACAACAGUUCGGCAGUCUCACCAGAGGCGCUGUACGAAAUUACUCCAAUCAUCAUGGAUAAUUUGAAUGUGCAUUCCCUUUACAGAUUGAGCAUCUUUACGUUGUGCAGAGGUCUCAGCAAUGGUUCCUCUUGGUCUUGCAACUCUCCACAUGCCGUCCAAUCCUUCUACAUGAGAGAUAUCUUGUACGACGAAUUGGACAACUCCGACUUCAGACCAUACAUGCAAGCCUUGAACAUCGGCAAAGACGACUUGUACCUAGAGGGUAAGUUACAAAGCAAGGAAAAGGAUUACGUUCCUGCUGUGAGAGCUGUGUUGGCCUUCAACUUGCUGGCGAUCAUUUUGUCAUUCUUCACCGUUGUGCUCGCGUUGUACUUCAUGUUCAAGCACACUGCCGAUGGGAAGCCUAAUUUCUGCGCCAUGUGGACUGCAAGAACGUUUGCGUUCCUCACUGCUUUGUUCUUGCUUCUAUCGGGCGCCAUCGUGGCUGCCUUUGUUCGUAUUAUCAAGACCGACACUAAGGACGACGACUACAAUGUGACGUUUGCUAUGGGAUCAGCUUUCUCAGGUCUGGUGUGGGCAGCGUUUGCAUUGGCGUUUAUUUCUUUCAUCCUGCUCUUGAUGGUUCGUUGCAGAAACAGAAAGGGCGAAGUUGUCGGGGAGAAGAACGACAUUGGACCUUCCAGUUCCGAUGAGGCUGAGGGGUCAGAGAAGGAUCACCACCAGGCCAACGUUGUGUCAACCAAUGACACCGCGUGA